This is a messenger RNA of Brassica oleracea var. oleracea, 1361 nucleotides long. RefSeq names its product putative glucose-6-phosphate 1-epimerase. Gene Ontology annotation, molecular function: carbohydrate binding; isomerase activity. Gene Ontology annotation, biological process: carbohydrate metabolic process. NCBI's taxonomy places the organism in Eukaryota, Viridiplantae, Streptophyta, Magnoliopsida, Brassicales, Brassicaceae. The transcript has 8 exons. Bases 181 to 1104 code for a protein of 307 amino acids. The record is from RefSeq and is a predicted model, not a curated record.
CGCAACAGGCCUUCCUUCUUCUUCUUCUUCUUCCUCGUCAAGCUCUCUCCCCACUGAAACAAAAUUUUCCGAGAAUCAAACAUAGCCAUCUUCGAACAAUUCAAGCUGGAGUGGAAGAGAGGGAAAGGAGGGAACCCGUUGGUGAGGGGAAUAAGAUCGAGGUUGUUAAGGCCCAAGUCGAUGCCUUUAAAUACUGUUGUCAACGCUCGUGACGGUUCCUCUCGUAUUGUUUUGUCCGAGCCUAGCGGAUCUCGUGCUGAGGUGAGUCUAUAUGGAGGACAAGUUGUUUCUUGGAAGAAUGAAAGGAGAGAGCAGUUGCUCUAUAUGAGCACCAAGGCGCAAAUGAAGCCACCUAAGGCGAUCAGGGGAGGGUUACCUAUCUGUUUUCCACAGUUUGGUAACUUCGGUGCACUCGAGCGACAUGGAUUUGCCAGGAACAGGUUCUGGUCUUUUGAUAACGAUCCUUCCCCUCUCCCUCCUGCUAACCAGCAAUCAACUGUUGAUUUAGUGUUGAAGUCUACUGAAGAUGAUCUGAAAAUAUGGCCUCAUAGCUUUGAGCUUCGUGUUCGCAUAUCUAUCAGUCCUGGCAAGCUUACUAUAAUCCCGCGUGUGAGGAACACGGACCCCAAGGCAUUCUCCUUUAUGUUUGCACUUCGUAACUACUUAUAUGUAUCUGACAUAAGUGAAGUUAGGGUUGAAGGUUUGGAGACUCUUGAUUAUCUGGACAACUUGAUGCGUAGAGAAAGAUUCACUGAGCAGGCAGAUGCAAUAACCUUUGACGGUGAGAUUGAUAGAGUGUACUUGAACACGCCGACAAAGAUUGCAAUCAUAGAUCAUGAGAGAAAGAGAACUAUCGAGUUGCGAAAGGAAGGCAUGCCAAAUGCAGUUGUGUGGAACCCAUGGGACAAGAAGGCAAAGAGUAUUGCUGACAUGGGGGACGAGGACUACACAACAAUGCUAUGUGUAGACUCUGGUGCUAUAGAAACUCCAAUCUUGUUGAAACCAUGUGAGGAGUGGAGAGGCAGGCAGGAACUCUCUAUCGUCUCAUCAAGCUACUGCAGUGGUCAGCUUGAUCCACGUAAGGUUCUUUACGGGGAUCACUGAUAUUCAUCAACCACUACAAACUAAUAUAUAAAACAAUAAAUAUUUAAUCUGUCUUCAUGGAUAAAAGCAAUAAUAAUGCCCCAACAAAUCUAUGAUAAUGAGUUCCUGACUGACAUACAGAGAGAGAGAUUGGCAAAUGUGUAGUAUUUAUGUAACGUUGCCUUCUGUGUGACUGUCAGGGACUCAUCAAUGUGUAUGGUUUUACCCCCCCAGAAACAUCAGUCUUAUAAAUGAAUUUUGUCUUCUUCAUAAGAACA